Messenger RNA from Sorex araneus (European shrew), 3669 nucleotides. It is a transcript of the gene RRN3, whose product is annotated as RRN3 homolog, RNA polymerase I transcription factor. Bases 57 to 2003 code for a protein of 648 amino acids. Gene Ontology annotation, biological process: transcription initiation at RNA polymerase I promoter. The transcript has 18 exons. Lineage: Eukaryota; Metazoa; Chordata; Mammalia; Eulipotyphla; Soricidae. The record is from RefSeq and is a predicted model, not a curated record. Gene Ontology annotation, molecular function: RNA polymerase I general transcription initiation factor activity; RNA polymerase I core binding. Gene Ontology annotation, cellular component: nucleus.
ACGAGCGGCCGCGCGAUUUCCGCCGCCGGGCGCCGUCGUCGCGUGUGUCGGGCCCCAUGGACGCUCCGUUGCCUCCCGCGCGGCUUCCCGGCGAUGGGGACGCGGCGGCCCCCGCCGCCCAGACGAAGGCGGCGUCGAAAACGGGGGUUUCAGAUGGGCUGGCCUUAGAGAAAGAUUUUAUCAAUUCCCCACCAAGAAAAACUGUUCGGUUUGGUGGAACUGUGAUGGAAAUCAUGCUGAAAUACAGAAAGGGUGAAACAAAUGACUUCGAGUUGCUGAAGAACCAGCUGUUAGAUCCAGACAUAAAGGAUGACCAGGUCAUUAACUGGCUGCAGGAAUUCCGCUCGUCCAUCACCUAUCUAACCAAGGAGUUCGAGCAGCUUGUCAACAUCCUCUUGCGCCUGAAGUGGCUGAACCGAAGUCCCGCCGUGGUGGAGGAGUAUCUCGGUUUCCUCGGUAACCUCGUGUCAGCGCAGACCGUUUUCCUUCGACCGUGUCUCAGUAUGAUCGCUUCUCACCUGGUGCCGCCCCGAGUGGUCAUUAAGGAAGGUGACGUUGAUGUUUCUGAUUCUGACGAUGAAGAUGAGAAUCUUCCUGCAAAUUUUGACACGUGUCACAAAGCCUUGCAAAUAGUAGCAAGAUAUGUCCCAUCGGCACCGUGGUUUCUUAUGCCAAUACUGGUAGAAAAAUUUCCAUUUGUUCGAAAAUCAGAGAGGACUUUGGAAUGUUACGUUCAUAAUUUAUUGAGGAUUAGUGUGUAUUUUCCAACCUUGAGGCAUGACAUUCUGGAGCUUGUUAUUGAAAAGCUGCUCAAGUUGGAUGUGAAUGCACCCCGGCAGGAUAUUGAAGAAGCUGAAGAAAUGGCAGCCCAGGCUGGCGGCGGGGCUGAUGGUCCUGAAGGCCUGUUCAACAUGGAUGAAGAUGAAGAGACAGAACAUGAAACGCAGCAUUCUGGAUUUCUUGAUGAGAUGGUCCAUCCUGUAGCUGAACGCCUGGACAUCCUCUUGUCUCUGCUCCUCAUCUACAUGAGGGAUGUCUGCUACAUAGACGGUAAGAUCGAUGUCACCAAAACGAAGGAUUUAUACCGAGAUCUCGUGACAAUCUUUGACAAGCUCCUGUUGCCCACCCAUGCCUCGUGCCACGUGCAGUUUUUCAUCUUUUACCUGUGUAGUUUUAAGCUGGGAUUCGCAGAAGCAUUUUUGGAACAUCUUUGGAAAAAAUUGCAGGAUCCAAACAACCCUGCCAUCAUCAGGCAAGCCGCUGGAAAUUACAUUGGAAGCUUUUUGGCGAGAGCUAAAUUUAUUCCUCUUAUCACUGUGAAGUCGUGCCUGGAUCUUCUGGUUAACUGGCUGCACACGUACCUAGAUAACCAGGAUUCUGGAGCAAAGGCAUUUUGUGACGUUGCUCUCCAUGGACCGUUUUAUUCAGCCUGCCAGGCUGUCUUCUACACGGUUGUUUUCAGACACAAGCAGCUGCUUAGCGGGAACCUGCGGGAAGGUUUGAGAUACCUUCAGAGUCUGAAUUUUGAACGGAUUGUGAUGAGUCAGCUCAACCCUCUCAAGAUUUGCCUGCCCUCGGUGGUUAACUUUUUUGCUGCUAUCACCAAUAAGUACCAGCUCGUCUUCUGCUACACCAUCAUCGAGAGAAACAAUCGCCAGAUGCUGCCGGUGAUCAGAAAUACAGCAGGAGGGGACUCGGUGCAGACCUGCACCAACCCCCUCGAUACCUUCUUCCCCUUCGACCCCUGUGUUCUGAAGAGGUCCAAGAAAUUCAUCGAUCCUCUCUAUCAGGAAUGGGAAGGCAUGCGUGCCGACGAGCUUCAGGAGUUCAGGAGGCCCGUGACCAGGGAGCUCGCGGAAGACGAAGAAGAUGAUUUUCUGAAAGGUGAAAUUGGCAUCACACCCAGCUCCUUUGAUGCUCAUUUCCGGAGCCCCCCGAGUAGUGCAGGCUCCCCACCCAUGUGGUACCUGCCCGACCCGUCCCCUCGGAUCGCGGGGGUCUGACCGAGCGUCUGCAGCCCUCCCUGCCCUGCCCUGUGUUCGUGGGGUCCCUACUACUGAAGCAUCGCAGCACACUCACGGAGUCUGCGCGGGCAUCUCCCGUGCCACCCAGCCCGACUUUGUUCCGACUCUCGGCUUCCCGCCAGGCAGAAUGGAAGCACUCCCGAGGGCAGCACCUUCUGUGGGGGGCUGAGGGUAAACAUGGAGGGGCUUGGCUGCUUUGGCUCCUGUAAAGCUAUACUUUAUUUUUUGCAUGCUGUGGCUUAUUGACAUAAUUCUUGUGAAAUUUCUAAUACUGACUAUUGUCGCCACUUUUGAAACAGAACCGUACAGAGAUCCUUUUUCACAUCCAUACAGAGCCACAGUCCAUCUGACUUUUUUUUUUUUUUUUUUUUUUUUUUUUUGGUGACAAACCCUUUGGCACCCUAUUCCGAGACUUUGGAAUGUGUGAGUUGGGGAUCCUGGCGUGUACCCGCUGCGGUGACUUGUGUUUGUGUUGGUGUUCCUGUGGGCCCUCGAGAGUUAGGCGUGUGGGGGGGGGGUGGCCAGAGCUGGUCCAGGACACUGGCGCUUGGAGCUGGCCCUGUGCAGGAGUUCCCGGGGGACUGCAGAGGCAGGAAGAGCCCGGAGGGAAGGGACAGAGGACCGUGAGGGACAGCCAGUGUGUCCUGUGCUAGGGAGUGAAAAGGUGGACGUGGGGAUGCAGUGACUGUGUUUACGGUGAGUGGAUGAGAGGCGGGCGAGAGGCUGGGCGGGACGCAGCCCGAAGUUCUUGACUCAUCGGCUCCCAGGAAGCCGUGAGAACUGAGGUCUUGUCUCUGUGGAGGAGUGUCACCGCGGCUUGCUCUGAACUCACCCUCAGCUGGACAGUUGGAGGUUUUUUUUUUUUUUUUUUUUUUAAUUUUGGUCCAAAGAAAUAGGAAGGGAGAAGGUGGGUGCAGGGGAGUUUUUGGUUGUUUCCGUAGUUCAGAGUUAGAGUGACUGUCUCCAUCGGCUGCUGUUCUUACAGCAGAUCUGGCCCAGUUUCCUCUGGCAAGGCUCUUAUGUUUUCAUACACACCAAAAGAGGAGUCUAAAACCUUCACAGUCCAACACAUCGGUGCAAGAGUUGUUUUUGAAGACUAUUCUAGUUUCAUCCUUUGUGUCCUUUUUGUUACGUGUUGAAAAAAGCGGUGUCUUUAACCAUAUUUAUUUUUUUUUUCCCUGGUACUCUAUUUAAAGUUAAGCAGUAUUUUCUUGAUCAUAAAUAUUUUGUAUUGAAAUACUUUGCCCUGGGUCUUUGUAUAUGUGCUUGUGUAACUAUUGAUGGCAACACAGAGUUUGAAUUUGUCUGUAAAAACCGUUUUUGGAUAAUAGAAAUUUUUUGUUGCUUUACAAAAUUUUGGAUGAUGGUGACUUGGUGGAAAGUAAUUUGAGAAUUGGAAGAUUCUGUGUUUUGUUUUUUAACUUUCUGCGGGAAAGGUGGGGGUCUCAUGUUCAAGUGAAAAACUAGCAAAUGUAUCUUUGUGUCUUUGUGGUUUCAGUGUACAAGAAUAUAUUUACAAAUAUGCUUGUUUCAGUGGAGUUUGAAGGGGAAAAGUCCUUUGUGAAAAUAAAACAAUAACAUGGUUAAUUUGAAACUUUGUUCUUAUGUCACAAGGGAGUGUCACAAUAAAGUGAUUUCUCAUUCA